Messenger RNA from Eutrema salsugineum, 1387 nucleotides. Its product is annotated as BAG family molecular chaperone regulator 3. Gene Ontology annotation, molecular function: protein-folding chaperone binding; adenyl-nucleotide exchange factor activity. Lineage: Eukaryota; Viridiplantae; Streptophyta; Magnoliopsida; Brassicales; Brassicaceae. The transcript has 4 exons. Gene Ontology annotation, biological process: protein stabilization. The record is from RefSeq and is a predicted model, not a curated record. Gene Ontology annotation, cellular component: cytoplasm. The coding region runs from base 196 to 1119 and encodes 307 amino acids.
GACGUUUCUUUAUUCUUCUUCUUGCUUCUUCUUCUUCUUGAUCGUGUUCGGAAAUCAUAUUCAUUGCUUUUUAUCUCCUAUCUCUCUCUCUCCCUCUCUGUCUCUCUCUCUCUCUCUCAAAAUUUGGAUUCUUUAUAACAUGUGAGAUCUCUCUGAUCGAUCAGAGACAAGUAGAAGCAAAGAAUAUUAUAGAAUAUGAUGAAAAUGAAAACAGGGACGACACCGUCCGUCAGUGGCGGCGGCGGCGGCGGCGGAAGUAGCGGCAAUGAGUGGGAGUCCCGACCUGGAGGAAUGAUUGUACAAAGGCGGACGGAUCAGAGCUCCGAUGUGCCACGUGUCAUUCGUGUCCGUGUCAAAUACGGAUCAAUUUACCUCGAGAUCAACAUCAAUUCCCAAUCUACGUUUGGAGAGCUGAAGAAGCUAUUGUCUGAUCAGACCAGACUUCACCACGAAGACAUGAAGAUUUUGUACAAAGACAAAGAGAGAGAUUCGAAGAUGUUUCUAGAUCUUUGUGGAGUUAAAGAUCGGUCAAAGCUUGUUCUUAAAGAAGAUCCAAUUUCUCAGGAGAAACGUCUCCUCGAGAAAAGGAAAAACGCCGCCAUUGAAAAAGCUUCUAAAUCAAUCUCCGAGAUUAGUCUCGAAGUCGACAGGCUUGCCGGACAGGUGUCGGCGUUCGAGACAGUGAUUAACAAAGGAGGAAAAGUUGAAGAGAAGAGUUUGGUGAAUCUGAUUGAGAUGUUGAUGAAUCAAUUGUUGAGACUCGAUGCGAUAACUGCUGAUGGAGAUGUGAAAUUGAAGAGGAAGAUGCAGGUGAAAAGAGUUCAAAAGUACGUUGAGGCACUCGACGGCUUGAAGGUCAAAAACUCUACCAAAAAAGUCGAAAUUAACAAAUCGGUCCGCCACAAACCGCAAACGCAAACGCAAUAUCAGCAACGCGAUUUGUUGUCGUUUGUGGAGGAAGAGGAGGAGGAGCCGAGGAAUUCUGGCGCCUCCUCAUCAGGUACUCCGGCGAUUGUAACUAAUAAUUGGGAGACGAUGUUUGAUUCCACAUCGACGGCAAAGGCGGUCGAACCGGUUAAACCGGUCCCUCCAAGAUUCAAGUGGGAAUUCUUCGAUUAAGCCAGUUACAUACACGAUAAAAAUAUCUUUUUUUUUUCUCCGAUUUCAUAAGUGGUUUUUAUUGUUGAGGGUGUAUGAUUUGUGAUUAAUCUUGGCAAUUUUUUUUUUUUUGGCGGUUUGUUAAGAAUAUUUUUGUUGGUCUCCCCUUUAAGUCAAUUCACAAAUAACAGGGGAGUUUCAACAUAUAGCGUUUCAUCAUCAUCAUCCUAUCAUUGUACAACCUAAAGAUUUGAAAUUUCUUUACUAUUACCGUAAAAGUUACCAAAAA